UGAAAUCAAUUUAAAAUAGGUGGAGCAACGUUAUAAUGUCAAAGAUAGGUUGAGGAGGUCAAAUAAAUAUUUCGUAAGACAAAUGGCAUUUGAAAUGCAACAAUUAAGAAAACAGUUGCGAACGAAAAUAAAAUAUUUUAUGAUGUCAUUAUUCGAAACAGUAAUAUGCAAAACUAGGAAGAGAUCACGGUAGAUCGUGAUGAUUAUAUACUUCAAAAAUAUAUAAAUAAAGCUUCGGAUAAAUACCCAGUGUCAGUCGCGAUGGUAUUUUUAAGCAGACUUAUUUUCAUUUUAAUUUUAUUGCAAUGUAUGUAUUUUUCAAAUGGAAAUGUAAUGAAUACAAAUAGGUUCCGUAAAGAAAAAGUAGUGCUGGUUGAACCGAUAUUGGCACCAAAUAAAAACCCAAGAGCAAGAGUUGUGGAAACCGCCAAGGACUUUCCUAUUGUACGAGUUUUAUCCAUAGAUAACGGUAUAAAAUCAAAACAGCCUGAACGCAUGGAGUAUCUUCAGCCUGUUUAUGUCGAAAAACUUGAAGAUCAAAUUACCAGACGAAGAAGAAAUUCCGGUUCUCUUUAGUUUAUGCCUGUUUUUUUCUGCGUACCCUUAAAACAAAACAACGAUGAAGCUUACGUCUACUUGAUCAAACCAACGCAUACGCUGAAAAAACGAGACGUUUAUAGCAUAGAUACAGUUUCAGUGCCUACUGGAGUGCAACCAAAAGAUGAAACUAUUAUAAUUGUCCCGAAUUCAGGUGUAAAUAAUUAUCCUUAUAAUAAUUAUUACGAUCCGAGAAACCCCGUUCCACGUUAUGGCCCAAAUACAGGGACAACAGUCAUUGUCAGCAAUCCAGAUGGCAAUUACGGCAGCGGCUAUGGUGGAAAGUACUUCCCCAAUCAAUACACGAAUAAAUAUGGUUAAAAUAAAAUAACCUACCUACAACGUAACAAAACAACGGAACGUUUAAUUACUAACCAAUAAAUAAAAUGUUAAUAUACCAAUUAAAUCAUUCACUUGAUUUGCAUACAUUUUAUAAUUUACCCACAAUGUUUGGUUUUGCCAAUAAUAAAUUGUUGUGAAUGGAAUUAUACAGAUUUAUUUGAGCAGGAUGAAUUAAAUUGUUAGUCCAUAA
Pararge aegeria (speckled wood butterfly) is the source of this 1129-nucleotide messenger RNA. RefSeq lists its product as uncharacterized. Lineage: Eukaryota; Metazoa; Arthropoda; Insecta; Lepidoptera; Nymphalidae. The transcript is spliced from 6 exons. The record is from RefSeq and is a predicted model, not a curated record. The coding region runs from base 580 to 918 and encodes 112 amino acids.